UACUACACAUAUGCAAUACAUACAAACAAGUAUAUAUAUUAAUACACACAUGGAAUAGUAGAUAUACAAACACAUAUCUCCCAAACUAACUGAUGACAUCCAAUUAUUUAAGUGAUCGGUCUUUACUACGCCUACACCAUUUGGUACAAUCUCUUUUGUAAAUGUUUUUUUUCUGUACAUGUAUGUUUGUUGGUAUGUGUGCAUGUGAGUAGUGUAUGUGAAUGUAAUGACGAUUAAACAAGUUUAUUUCACACUUUUCGGCAUGAAUAAACUGGCCGAAUUCCACAUGUGACCAUACCUGAGAUACACACUCGGGUUUAUUAAUUAUAUUGUCAUACAAGUAAACAAAAAAGACAAAAAUUCUUGGAAUUUGAUUGAUUUCUUCUUGUUUUUUUUUUCAAAAAACCAUAGUUGGGGUCUACGAGAGAAUAGUAAGGGAAAAAAUUAAGUAGAAACAAACAAACAAACAAACAAACAAACAAACAUGAAACAACAAUCACAAAAACAGCAACAUUCCAAUGUUUCUGCAACUCAGGAUAAUGUUAUUUCAUCUAAUGUCAAUAAAUAUACUUAUUCAAUUAAUAAUAAGGGACAAGAGAAGAAAAUUAUUGCAUGUCGACAUAAAUCAAAUAUGAAUCAACUAAGAACGAAUGAAAAAUCUGAUCACAAAUUAUUAACCAAUCAAAAAAUAACUGGAAUAGAGAAUACUAUUCAUGUUGUAUCUGAUUCAUAUCAAUGUCAACAAUCAUCUUUAUCUCCACUCCCUAGUCAAAAUAAUAACUCAAAUCGUUAUGAUUUAAUGAAUAGAAAACAACAAAUGAAACAUAAGGAUUUGUUAUCACGUUCAUUAAAAUUACCAACAUCUAAUGAACAUGAAUGUAAGUUAAAACAAUAUGGAUUAAAUACGGAUAAUAGUCAUCGUGAAAUAAUUCAAGGAAGUUAUACAACAUUAUCUGGACCGAUUACAACUAAUAAUAUUACAAUGACAACAAUUAAUACUAGUACUAGUAUACCGACUAGUUCAGAAAUUCAUGAAUCUAAAUUUUAUAAUCAACCUGAAAAUAUUGAAAAUAUGAAUGCAUUUGGACGUGUUAUUGUUGAAAUCAUCAAAGAAGAAAAGUUUAAUUUAGGGUUAACUGUUUCUGAUGGUUCUAAUCAGGGUGAAGCUCCAGUUAUUUUAAAUAUUCGUCCUGGAAGUAUUGCAGACAGAAAUGAUUGUUUCCUACCAUAUGAUCAUAUUUUAUCAAUGAAUUUCAUGAACAUAUCAAGUGAAAACUCUACUUCAAAUAAACAUUUGCGAUCUAAAAUUCAAAUGGAAAUUGGAUAUGAAUUACCAGCAUUACCUCCUGUUGGUUGUACUGUUAAACACAUGGUUGUCAAUUUGAAAAUUAGUUCUGAUGGUGUUGGUUUAGUUGUUCGUGGUGGAUGGAAUAAAUCACCAUUACUUAUUCGACCAUUAACUGUUAUGCAUAUACGACAAAAUAGUGCUGCUGACUGUGACGGACGAAUAAAACCUGGGGAUCGUAUACUCACAAUUAAUAGUAUACACACAGGACAAUUAACUUGUGAAGAAGCAAUGAAAUUAAUACAGUCUAUUAGAAAUUGCUUAACACUAACUAUAGAGUACAAUGUAGCUAAUUUCGAAGAAGAUCGUCGCAUAUCUGGUGCAGUUGUAGUUGAAAUUGAAAAACCAGCCAAUGAAGAUUUAGGAGUUAGUUUAGCACCAUGUCAUGAAGUGAAAACUGGUCAAAAUGCAUUUUUCAUUGAUAAUAUCAGACAAGGAAGUAUAGCCGAUAGAUGUGGAGCUUUAUUUGAAGGUGAUCGAGUUGAAUCCAUUGAUGAUAUAUGCGUAGAAAAUAUUAAACUUCAAGAAGCAAUGUACAGAUUAAAAAAUAAUGGUUUAAAUGUAAUACGAUUACAAAUCGUACCAAAUGCUAUAAUGAAUUCAGAUAAAUCAAUGCAGAAUAAUUCAGAAUGUUUAAAAUCCAUGAGAUCUUUAAGAUCAGCAACUCCAUUGAGUAGUACACCAACAGCAGCUUGUCGAUGUGAAGAAGUUGAAGUGCUACUUGAGCCAUAUGAAUAUAUAGGCUAUGGAUUUACAUUGAUUGCUCCAAUAUCAAAUCAGUUUUCUUUAGAACUGACCAGUUUUCCCUUGAUCGAUCAAGUGGAUCCACGUGGACCAGCAUUUAAAUCUGGUGUUAUUCAAGAAGGUGAUAGAGUAAUAUGUAUUAAUGGUCAAUCUACAUUAAAUAGAACUAUUGAUGAAUUAAUUCAAAGAUACUUAGAACCAACUGAUUUUGAAAAGAAAUACUUUCGUGUUCAAUCAUUAACACUUUUGAUACAGUAUACUGUAGCAGAUUCAGUGGUUCCUGCAACGGGCAUUUUUGAUGUCAAAUUAAUAAGAAGAUCGGUUAGUUUAGGUAUUAAUCUUCAAGCGUCAAUCAAUAAAACAUCUGGACAACCUUUAUUAAUUAGUAAAGUGAUUCCUGGUAGUGUUGCAAGUCGUAGUGGUUCUAUCAAUCCAGGUGAUAUACUAUUAGCUGUGAAUGGUAUUCAUCUUUCAUCAUGUAGUCUUUCUGAGGCGAUACAACUUUUACAAUCACCAGAUGAUGAUAUAAUAAUAUUGAGAAUACAAAAAAUGGAUACUUAUUCAUCAAAAACAGAAUUAGAAAUAAAAUAUGGUUCUGAUAGUUCGGUUGUACAUGAUUAUCUCUACGACAGACAACAACAGCAACAACAAAUCCAACAUCAACAUCAAAGAAAACAGUUAUAUCGAAAAAGUUUUGAUGAAAAUUUAAUGAAUAAGUGUUUAAAACCAGAAACACAGUCUAGAACACCUCAAAAUGAAGAUACUAACAGUAGAGAUAAUUCAAAUGAGGAUACAAAGAAAUUAUCAGACAAUAAUACUUCAUCUGCAUCAUCAUUUUCUCAUAAUCAAUCAGCACGCAAAUCCUAUCAACAUCAUCACCAUCAUCAUCAACCACAACAGCAUUCUCUUGUAGUACAACAGUGUCCAAUUGAAAAAUUAUUUCCCAGUGAUCUAGGAGAUUCUGAGAAAUUAUAUAGAUAUCCAACUGGUACCAGUAAUAGUCCAACAGUGCAAGAUCAUACACACCGAUUUCAUCAAUUUCAAAAUGUCAAGAGUCAAAGAACCAACCAAGAUGAACUAAAUCAAAAUCAGUUCGAUAAUCAGCCUAAACAAUUCAUGAAUUCUAAAUCAGAUUAUUUAUUGGAACCUGAUAUAAAUGUUGUUCAAGUAAUAUUACGACGUAAAUCAUCUAAUUGUCCAUGGGGUAUUACUAUUUGUGGAACAGAUGAUGCACCAGAUAUACCAGUAUUAAUUGAUUCAUUAAAUCCUGGUGAUCCUGGAGCUGAAUGUGGUUUAAUACAUCCUGGUGAUAGAAUAUUAGCUAUAAAUGGUAUUACAUUACAUAAUGGUCAUACAUUAACACAAGCAAUGCGUAUGUUACAACAUUAUCCAGAUAAAGUUAUAUUACAUAUUGCACGUAAAUCGAAUUCAUUUAUUACAACUUCUAUUGCUAGCACUACUACAACAUCUAUUAGUAUUGGUACAAUGCAUAAUAAUACAAUUAAUGGACAGAAACAACCCAUAAAUCAUUUUCCUUUAUCUAGAAAAUGUACACUUGUAAAGGCUGUAGCUACAAGCAAUUUCAGUAGAUCCUUUGAUUCAAUAUCAAAUAGUCUCAGUUCAAAUUCUGUAUCGAAUAGUAAUAUUGUUGAGGGACAACUUUUAACUGGACUUACACCACAGAAUAAUGAUAAUAAUAAUAAGUAUAACAAUAAUAUACGACUACAGAAUCAUAGUGAUGAUUCAAAAAUAUCUGUACAAAAGUCUAAAACGUUAUAUGAUCCUAACCAAUGUGCACAAGUUACGGAUACGUCAUGGGCAAUUUCAAGCAGUUAUCCAGAUAGAAGUGUUGUUAGUGAAUCAAAUACACUGAAUCGUUCAGUUCCAAAAUCCUCUACAACUAUUUUGAGUUCAGGACCUGGAGCUAUGUAUAUUCAUCAAGGAAUAUCACCUAAAAAUACGCCUAGUGAGAAUUUAAAUUUAAAAGUACCAUCAAAUAAAUCUCGUACAAAAACAAUAAAAUCUCGUCAUCGUUGUUCAUCAUCUUCUUCAAAACGUCGAACACAUUUACCAUCUACUGAUGAGCAUCAAAUUAAUGAAUUAGAAAAAUCAAAAUAUUCACAAUUAUUUAUUCAACAAUAUUCAGAUACUACAACAAGUGAAUUAAAUGAUGAUGAAAAUAUUCAAGAACAACCAAAUAAUUCUAAUCAUCCAUUUAUACAUCAACAUCAUCAACUAUCAUAUAAUUAUUUGGAUCAUCCAUAUAUACAAUCGAAUAAAGAUUAUUUACAAAUGGAUUUAAAUUUUAUUCAAUGUUCAGGUUGUCGUAAAGCAGUUGAAAAAGAAAUUAAAUAUUAUUUAUUAAAACAACAAAAAUCUUUUGAAACUACACGACGAGCUUCAUCAUCAAAUAGAAAAGAUUCAACAAGAUCUACUUCUGAAGCAUUCCUGGCAUCAAAUUAUUUUGAACCAGAAUUCAAUAGUAUGCAAUUACAUCGACAAUAUCCACAAAAUGUAUUAUUAGAUGAUAAAAACCGAUCAAUUUGGUAUUUAAGUAAAGAUGAAGAUUCAUUACCUACUAAUACAUUAUAUGAAUCAUCUAAUUCACGUUAUCAUCAACAAGAAAAUUUAAAACAAACAAAAGAAAAUCAACAAAUGAAUAAAGAUAAAAUGACAACUUCACAGUUACUAACUGAUCAACAUUCAAAAUCUGAUAGUCGUUUAGAUUUAAUUCGAUCGAUUGGUUUAAGUAAUGAUAGUUCUGAUAUUGAUAAAAGGAAUAGUUUAAGUGUAACUGAAUCGAUAGUAAAAUCAAAUGAAUUAUCGUCUCAAAUGUAUAAACCUCAAAAAAUUCACAAUUAUCAGUCAUCUAUUGUAAAUCCGAUUGAACAUAAAUCUAUUUCACGUAUUAAAUCAAACACAUUAGGAUCACCUAUGAAUAUUAAAACAAUCAAUUCACAUUUAUAUGAUAAUAUACAAAGAUCACAUAAUAAAAAGACUAAAUCUAAAAAAGUAUCCACAUCUAAACAUAAUAAACAUGAACAACAAUUUACUGAAUUAAAUACUUGGUGUACAUGGAUUCGUUUAAAAAAGACAUCAACAACGGAUUCUUAUGGAAUAGGUGUAUCUGAAGGUUUAUCUACUAUGGGUAUAUUUGUUAGUGCAAUUCGUCCUAAUUCACCAGCUGAUUUAUCUGGUAAACUAUAUCUAUAUGAUCGUAUUUUAAUGGUCAACGAUACACCAGUAGAUAAUUUAACCUGUAGUGAAGUGGUAAAUCUUAUUAGUCGUUCAGAAAAACGAUUAGAUUUACUAGUACAACGUCGUAUCACAAAACAUACACAACGAAGUAAACAUUCAAAUCAGAAUGAUUCAAAUGAUCUACCAAAUAACUCUUUAUUUACUGGAUUGCCAGGAGGGGUUAAAUUAGGUGUGACAUGCACACCUACAAUGGAUAAUGAACAUAUUAACAUUACAGCUCUUUAAAUAUAUAUAUAGUACAAUGUAUCAUUCCUCCUUCUGAUAUAUUCGAAAAUCUUCCUAAGCAAUUUCACUUAUUUAAGAUAUAUGAGGUAACUAUGACUGAAGAAAGUUUAACCCGAUGUAAUUGUAUUUUAUUCUUAUAAUUGUAUGUAUAUACUACUACUAUACUACUAAAUACUUGUUACUGUUAUGAUUUCUGUGAAACAUCUUGUGAUUGGUUUUUCUGAAUAUCACGAUUUCUGCUUACAAUUCAAAUUUAUUUCAUUUAGAUGAAAUAUUUCAAUUCAAUGUAACUUCAACUUUGAAACGAAUCAUAAUUUGUUUAAUGUUUUCUUUUUUGUUUUUGUUUUUAGACUUAUAAUUUACGUUCAAAGAGUAUGGUGAUAACUUUGUUUGUUUUAUUUUUAAAUUAGAAAUUCCUGUAUCUUCAUUUAUUUUUCAUUGUUAUUGAAUUAGUAAAUUAUCUAUCUAUUCAUUAGAAAGUUGAAACAUUAAACACAAAUGCUUGUUGUACAAAAAUCAUCAAUUAGAUUUCUUUUAAUCUGUUGUAUUACAUUAAUUUACUUAAAUACAUUUACGUCGAGUAAAAGAUAGAUCAUUUAUGCAUAUAUAUAAAAGAAUACUUCAUGCAGAAUAAACAAUAAAAAAACUGGUCAUCUAACUUAUCCAAAAGCUUAGAUAUUUAGAAAUAACUCAUUGUUCUUUUUUCAUUCUUUAUGUUUUCUGCGAGUGUUUCCGUUUUCCUUUUCCUUUUUUUUCAUUUUGUCUCUGUCAAUAAUACACUUUGUCAUUUGUUUUUAUUCAUUUCUGAGUUUGAAACCCAGUGAUCCCUUUUUUUUAAGUGAUUAGCUAUGCCUUAUCAACAAUUAGCAAUUUUUUUUCUUAGAAAGUAUGUUUAUAGUCGUUCUUCUCAUUACCCUCUAUACAUUAUUGUAUAGUAUUGACAUAUUUACAAUAACGAAAGUUCAAACGUAGUUUUUAGUGAGUAGCAAGUUUUUCUUGUCAUUUAUGUGAUUAAUGUUAAUGUUGUGAACAAUUGAUCCGAAUAUAGGAAGCGUAAUGUUUUACGCAUAUGUGUAAUUGUUUUCUAUUAUAUGGGCUUUCUUAAUUAGGAAACAGAUUUCCAUUUAGAGUUUCGGUUCUUUACACUGUCCAUAUUUAUAACCUGAGAGGAUUACUAAGAUAUCAUCAUACAGUCACAAUUUUUUAUUCAGUUGGGAAGUGACUAGAAGUAGAAUCUGAAAUGCACGUUUCUUCCUAUUUUCGACUGGUCAGCUGGACGGAACCGAAUUCAAAGUUUGAUGUUCACACUGUGGCUUGUAAUCAAGGUAUUUUGUUCCAAACUUAUAAACCGUUAUUCAUUGAGCCACCCGGGUUUAGAUAGUGCGUCGAACAUCGGAAGCAAAAUAUACUUGGUUCCUGUCCAGGUGUACACAUGAAAACUGGAAUUCUGUUAUUUUCACUGAAUGAGUCCUAAAUAAGACAAAACGCUAGUUCUGGAUCCCACUGCUAGCGACUACUCAACUUUACUAAUAUAUAAAUUGCUUAAGGCUGAAAAAUAAUAACGACUGAAUUUUGCUAACAUAUAAAGGAGAUGUUAAGUCAAAAUAAUAUUAAAAAUACUAGGUUGCAUGGUUGAUAUAUAUUCGGCUCGGA
This is a messenger RNA of Schistosoma haematobium, 7225 nucleotides long. It is a transcript of the gene GRIP1, whose product is annotated as Glutamate receptor-interacting protein 1. The transcript has 16 exons. Lineage: Eukaryota; Metazoa; Platyhelminthes; Trematoda; Strigeidida; Schistosomatidae. The record is from RefSeq and is a predicted model, not a curated record. Gene Ontology annotation, biological process: neurotransmitter receptor transport, endosome to postsynaptic membrane. The coding region runs from base 485 to 5572 and encodes 1695 amino acids. Gene Ontology annotation, molecular function: protein binding.